Molecule: messenger RNA, 4922 nt
Organism: Brassica rapa (field mustard)
Lineage: Eukaryota; Viridiplantae; Streptophyta; Magnoliopsida; Brassicales; Brassicaceae
Molecular function (GO): zinc ion binding; nucleic acid binding
Source: RefSeq, a predicted model, not a curated record
GACACACGUCCAACAACAGAUUCCAUCCGCCAAACUUCUCUUUUCUCUAUCUUUUGUUCUAGAUUUCAUUCAUCGAUUCUAUAAAACCCAAAAGAAUCAUAUCUUGCUUAUUUAUCAUUCAUCCAUUAGUCUCUCGGUUUCUCUUCUUGUUUCUAUUGAAAACUCAUAAAAGUUCAUAUCUGUUUCAGGUACAAUCCCAAACAAGAGACGACCCGGCCGGUACCGUCCAUCCGAGCCAAGGCUGAACCGCGGAACGGCCAUCCGACCGUCCGUCCGUCCGUCCAAUCCGACCAUCCGUCCUGUGCCUACAACAUUUUGGUAUCAGAGCUGAAGUUUCCUGUGAAACUCAGUUCUUUCUGAACCCUAGCCGUUGCACUUCAAAAAAAAAAUAUUUACUUUCCAUAUUUUGAAAUUUUCGGAUUGUUCUCCAAGUUUUCGAUUUUUGCAUUUAAAAAAAAAAAAUCAAAUAGUUUUGCUUUCCUUCCAAGCUUUCGAAAAUCAAAAAAAUAUUCCCACUUUCCUUUUUCAAUCUUGAUUCGAUUUUCAUCUUUAAAUUUUGCAUUUACUCUUUGUCUUGGUCGAUACUCAAGUAUCCGACCCAAGCCUCUAUUUAAACCCUCUUGCCUUUGAUCUUUUCUUUGAGUAUCUUUUUCAGAAACUAUGGGAGAUGUAGGUCAAGACCAAGCGGCCAUAAACGCUCAGCUCCUAGCUGACAAUGAUGAGCUGAGGGCGAGUCUUAGGGCUAUCACCGUCGAGCUUGCUCAGCUACGGCAGGGAGGCAGGCCCAACGGACCUCGACCACCCGGAAGGAAUCAGCCGGAUCCGCAUGACACUGACUCGGACGCGGACAGUACUGAUGAUACGCGCAGUCAGGACGAGGAGAGGCCGAACCGGGGAGGGAGGAGGAACGUGCGAGGACCCCGGGCCCAAGUAGGAGGAGGCCGCGACCAUAGAGGAGGUCGAGACCGAGAGGAGGAAGAGCCAUGGUUAGGAGGCAAGGCGCUUAAGCUUCUUCCCCCAACAUUUGCCGGCAAGGUUGAUCCGGAUGCCUACAUCGUGUGGGAGAAGCGCAUGGAGUACAUCUUCGACUAUUACUAAUAUAGCAAGGCGAGGAAGGUUGCCCUAGCAGCAGCCCAGCUGAUGGACAAUGCUCUUUCAUGGUGGGAUCGAGACGUCGCCAAGUCCGGGCCAGUGUGGAGAGCGCGUAAUUGGACCGAGAUGCGGACCAAGCUUCGCGCGAGGUACAUUCCAUCUUACUACCAGCGUGAUGUGCUAAAACGUUUUCGUAAACUUACGCAGGGAACUAAGACUGUGGAGGAAUACUUUGAGGAGUUUGAGGCACUUAGGAAUAAGCUUGAGACCGACGAGCCCGAAGAGACGAUGAUGUCCCAAUUCCUGGAAGGGCUGCAAGACCGCAUUGCCCGCAAGGUGGAGAGACAACAGUAUGAAGACUUCAACGACCUACUGCACUUUGCUACGCAAGCCGAGCAGCACAUCAAGCGCAAGACGGCCAGCACCAGCCGCAGCAAGCCUGCAUGGACUCAACCGGGCUCAAAGCAAGGCGACAAGGGCAAGGCGAUUGAGAUUGAGAGCUGAUUCAAGACAAACCAGGCUGACUCGUCCAAUGCAUACAAACCGGAGCAGGGUAAGACUCAAGCCCAAACUUUGCGUACUCGUGACAUCAUUUGUUAUAAGUGUCAGGGCAAGGGCCACUACGCCCAGGAUUGUCCAAACAAACGAGUGAUGGUCCUAAAGGGGGAUGGCGAGUAUGAAUCCCAAGAUGAGGCAGAGGCCGCGGCAGUGCUCUCUGAUGAGGAAGUAACCGACUACCCGGAGACAGGCGAGCUUCUAGUGACCCGGAGAGCUCUUAGCACCCUCUUUGAUCCAGAGACCAUCCAACGGGAGAACAUCUUUCGUACAAGAUGUAGUGUUGAUCACAAGGUAUGUAGCUUGAUCAUUGAUGGCGGAUCUUGUACUAACGUUGUAAUGACCCUGCUCAUAAGUAGAAAAGUCAAAGACCUUGACCUUAGUCGUGGUUGAAACGAGGAACGGUCAUGGUCGAAAGACAGUUUUCUGCCGGUACGAGAAAAUCGAUAAAAACCGAGCAAGAGGAGAUCGACGUUUUGAAACCGAAGAAGGAGAAGCAUUGUCUAAGUAAAUCAAGGAAUGAGUUUUCUCAUUUGAAGAAGAGGUUUAGAAGUUGUUGACAUGGCAAAGAAAGUGAAGACGCGAUGACAUGGCGACCACCGAUUGGAUUCAGAGGAGUGACGGAGCGAUACGCGUGGCAAGGAGUGACGGAGCGAUACGCGUGGCAAACUCUCAUUGGCUGGAAGAAGACUUGGCGACCAAGUUACGAAGCUUCUAGAAGAUGAGACUUGGUGACCAAGAAACGGGAAAACUUGGGGAGAAAGGUAAAAACCUUCCGGAAGCAAGGUUACUUGCCACAGAAGUUUCGUAGUGGGACAUGUGUCCAUUUUUCCUCAUGCAUGUGUGCCAUUUGUCCAGCCCAGCCUCAGUCCUCCAUUUCUAUAAAUACCAGACCCCUCCUUUUCAUUUUUCUCAUUCAAAACCGUGAGAGCUUACCUUAGAGAGAGAGUGGUGAGUUAGAGAGAGAAACCGAGAAAAAACAGUGUUUUCGGGUAGUUUUUAGUUAGCGUUUUUGGGGAGAUAGCUAGGGGUGCUGGAUAGUCUUUGUAGCCAGUAGCCAAGGUAACCCGUAGGUAGGAAGCUUAGGGCGCAGCGGAACGGGAAGCGGCCGGUGUAGAUUGGAAGUGGCAUAAGCAUAAGCGGACUAUCUUUUGGAAUGUAUAAUUACUUUCUUUUCAUUUUGGCACUAGGCCGUGAGCUCAAACUCUGGUAUUUUGUAUUGUAAUGUUUUGUAAAACGCUUUCUACCUAUUAUUAAUAAAAUGUAUGUUUAUAUUCGUAGUUGUGUGUUAAAUGAUAUUAGACCUUGUCCGGGUCGAUACAACUCGAUGAUUGUGGUACGGGUUGUGAAGCCUUAGGCCAUGAUAUCGAGGUCAUAGCAAACUGGAACGGAUUGGUCGAGAGUCUUGACUUGUUCUUGAUUCUUGGUCGAACCGGUACGGUGAGCUAUACUUGUGGCGCUCCCGGGACGUACCGGGUUAGUCCGGCCUGGUACGGUCCGGGGGUGUUACAAAUGGUGGUAUCAGAGCGUGUUUCCGAUCAUGCUCAUAAACCGCAACAUUUUUCAAAUGUUUUUAUCGAGUCAAAAUGAGUCGCUUAUGCCACAUUAGGAAACCGGUCCGUUCCGCUUAGGGUUUUUAGGGAGUAGUUUUAGGAUUAGUUCCUUGGGAAUUUUUCUUUCUUUAGGAUUAACCCUUGAAACCGUGCAGAUGUCUAAUCAAGGAUCAGGAGCAGGCUAGUCGUUCGGAACGUUGGGUCAGGAUGGGUCGAGGUACGCAAACUACCACAACUUCUGGCAUGCUCCGAAUUCAGCAAACCAGACUGGCGACAGUGGACCAAGGCCUAUGGAAGGCGUUGAACGUGCUCACAGUGAGAAGAACGUAUCUCCUGUAGCGUGGCGAUUAUCAGUAUCACCACCCAAUUCUCAGCAUGUGGAAUCAGAACCAUUCGUUGGACCACAGAGACCCCAUUCAUCUCAUGCAAACUCGGAAGGAUCUACAUCAAUUAGAAUCAACUCAAGACCAGCAGAGCCGGCUACACCUACGCAAGCACCUGCACCAGCUCCAGCAGAAGGAAGUAGACCAGCAGAUCCAACCUUAUCUAUGGUACAUAACCUUUUGUCUAAAGUCUUAACCAACAAAGUUACCCCAAAUCCAGAAGCAAAUCAACCUGAAACUCGACAACCAGACUUCCUGAAGUAUGUUCUUACGAUGAAGAACAUGGGUACCUAUAAGUUCGAAGAGAAGCCGACACCUUCAAAGCAGACACAUGGCUACGGCGUGUAGAGAAGAACUUCUCAACCACCAGGUGUCCAUACGAGUACAAGAAAGACGUAGCUGUGCAUUACUUGGAGAAAGACGCAAUGUCUUGGUGGGAGAGUAUCACACGAAGAGAAGGAGUAGAAGACAUGGAUUGGGAUGCAUUCAAGCAGGAAUUUCAGAGGAAGUAUUUUCCUCCAGAAGCAAGAGACAGAAUGGAGCAAGCAUUUCUUCGAUUGGAGCAAGGUGAAAGGAGUGUUAGGGAGUACGAAUCAGAAUUUCUCAAGCUCAGUCAAUACAUCUACUACGAGGACGGAGAUGAAGCGGUGUUAGUUCGUAAGUUCUUACGAGGUCUUAAGCCAGAGAUCGGGAGUUGUCUACAAGCCGUCAACUUUGUGAGUUUGUUCGAGUUAAUAGAGAAAGCAGUCAACGUGGAGGAGAUGGUAGCAGCUGAACGUGAACCAACCGUUGGAUCAAACCCCAAACCUCAGAGCAGUCAGUCCAAAGAUGAUAAGUUGCGAACCAACCAGAAGAAAGGAAGAAAGGGUCAGUUCAAACGACAUGGAAAGAACCCGAAGGCACAGGUGACAUGCUACAAUUGUGGUCAGUUGGGACAUUACUCUCGUGAAUGCACCAACUCAACGGCUGAGAAGACGGAUUGGAAGGCAUCGGUUACUUGCUACAGCUGUGGAGAGAAAGGUCAUUUCGCCAACGAGUGUACUGUGAACCGUCCAGGAAAGGGAAGAGGAUCGUCUGCGCGUACCCAACCAAACCGACCGACCAGAGAACACCCAGCCGGGCGUCCUGCAUCCGAAGGGAGAGUCUAUGCCUUGGAGAUGGAGGAAACUCCAUCUAGUGCUUUGGGACCGUCGAGAGGUCCUGUGACAGGUUUGUUUGGGUACUAACUCUCUGUUGCGUGUUUAUUUCUGUGUAGAGUAGUUAGUAGUUUGUUGUGUUAGCAUUCUGGAUGAAUGCUAGUGUAUUGAUCUUUGUUAGGAUCAUUGUUGGUUGGUGGAAC